Molecule: messenger RNA, 4992 nt
Organism: Aspergillus nomiae NRRL 13137
Lineage: Eukaryota; Fungi; Ascomycota; Eurotiomycetes; Eurotiales; Aspergillaceae
Product: adenylate cyclase
Exons: 3
Coding region: 1-4992 (1663 amino acids)
Biological process (GO): signal transduction; cAMP biosynthetic process
Molecular function (GO): adenylate cyclase activity; protein binding; magnesium ion binding
Source: RefSeq, a predicted model, not a curated record
AUGUCUUUCCAGGGUGGCGACCUACCGGAAGGCAGACGCAGCUCAGAGAGCUCUGGAGGAAACAGCUGGCUAUCGCAGGAGACAGUCAAAGACAACCAAACCAAUCGGUACCAGCGAAAUCAUGCUAUGCUGAAUGGCCGUCUUAUUUCCCCAUUUUCUGGAUUCGCGAAAGUAGACAGAUCUAAUUCACAGGGUCGAAAGCAACCGCCGACCUUGACAGCUCACGACUUGUCAACGUCCAAUUUCACUUGGCCCUCUCCGGAUGUGUCCCCUACAGACAAACGUAAGGACUCGGGCUUCACGGGUCACCGAAAAUCCUCAGCCGCGAUAGGACCAGAUGAGCCAGGUCCGCCGCCGACCUUCAGUUCGAGCCGCCGAAUGUCAUGUCCGAAUUCCGAUGACUUGGAUUAUUUCCAGCAAGAUCCGAAUGCCUCAUAUUCUUCUUCACCCAAGAUGGCACCCGAAGAUAAGAAUGGGACAUCCUUCCCGGCCCAUUCGGAGCAUGAAGCGUCGCCAGCGUCGACUUCCUUUCGUCCUGGAACAAGCCGCACCUACGCGAGUGAGCCUCUGGAGCUUGAAUACAAUGGGGAUCAUCGAAGACCAUCGGUUGCUAGCGCCACUACUAUUAGCAGUCAAGGAUCUAAGUCUAGUACAGGUGGCCGGUUCCGGAAAAAACUGAAAGGGUUCUUUGGGGAAGAGUACUUGCCUGGAGAUUCAAAAUUGGAGUCUGACACCGGCAUCCAUCAUCCCACAAAAAAGUCAUCACUGAGCGAGCAGCAUGUAUUUCGCGAAAGAGCCAACUCGGAUGGUGCACGAAGCCCACCGCAAAGGCUCAUUGGUGGCGAAUCUUCACCACAACGACCGAGACCCCGGGCCCCGCUCCCUUCUAGUGAAAUUACUCCUUGGGUAUUUCAAAGCUUCAAUGACAUCCCACAGUACGGCGAAGCCCCCGUUCGUGAAGCCCCCAUAGGGGCUGAUGGUCGCCGGGCUGCUGCCCAGAUGGCAAAAGGCCCACAAAGAAACCAAACUGGACGACAGUUUAGUGGACAUCGGCAUUCUCGAAGCAAAGAAGAGAAAUCAACCACUACUGACGAUGUGACGGAGUAUUCAAGCCGUCCCACCACAGGGCGCGAUGAUUUUGGUAUCGGUCUGCGCGCUAACAGUCUCAACAACUCAGCGAUGAACUCAACUUCUACUCUUGUGCGCUCCAUCAGCCCCACGCCGAGCAUGCAGAGCGCCUACUCCCGGGAACAGGGCCAAAGUUCUCCAGGGACACAACCACAUAACAAACGAUCGAUCCUGGACAAGAUUCGUCGACCCAAGGCUCAUGGUCCUUUGAAACAUUUUCCUGGAGCUAAGGGAGCACAGGAGGCUACAAAAAGCACCUCAAAACUUGCGCGACGAGAUGCCUCCCCCGCUAGGAGGGGACGCCAAGGAAGCCUGGAAGGCACCACUACUCCCAAAACUGGAGAUGAAUCGGAUCGGAAAAGAGAUGGCAGGGGCCUGGCUAUUAGUUCCGCCAAAUUACGUGGUCGCCGUGUAUUGGGCACCGACACGCCCUUGAGAGAUACCAAACCAGCAGAAGGGCAGGAGGGCAUGUAUGAGCUUGAUACAGACCUUUCGCAUAUGGAAGGCAUAGUUCGAAAACGAUCCCCGCAGCCGGCAGCUGACAGAAAUCCGUCAGUCGAUGGAAACUCGAAGCAACAGGAGGAAGGGAAGAGCCGUGAUGGCCUGCCCACUGGGCACUGGGAUGCUCCGGACAGCUGGCAUGUCAGGAAGCAUGGUGAGGACAUUGCUACGGUGCUCCCAAGCGGAGAUAAAGCGGCUACUCGGACUAUACCGGAGCCUGACGGCGCUCCUUAUUUCAUACGAGUCUUCCGUGUAGACUCUACUUUCGCCACGCUAUCGACAGGGCUAAAUGCCACCGCCGCCGAUAUCUUGGUCAUACUUGGCCGGAAGUCUUUCCUUACAGAGCAUCUCAACAAUUACGAUAUCGUUGUCCGAAAGAAUGAUUUAAGCAGGCAGCUCGAUCCGAUGGAAAAGCCAAUUCUUAUGCAGAAAAAGAUGCUUGAACAAAUUGGCUAUACUUCAAAAGAUAGGCUUGAGGAAAUUGGUCGAGAGGACCAUAGCUAUUUCAUACGUUUCACCUUCCUUCCAAAUAAGCUAAGCGGUAUGACUACUCUCCAGCACAACGGCGACUUAAGCUUCCUCCGCCAACAGAAGUUUAGCCAUGUGGAUAUUUCAGGUCGAGCUCUUGUCACCAUCCCCAUCAGCCUCUACAGCAAAGCCGCAGAGAUUAUUUCCCUCAACCUGUCGAAAAACUUGGCUCUCGAUGUCCCGAAAGAUUUCAUUCAAGGCUGUAUCAAUCUCCGAGAGCUCAAGUUCAUAGGAAAUGAAGCCCCCCGUUUGCCUGCCAGUUUCGGCUUUGCGAGUCGGCUGACUUACCUUGACGUCUCGAACAACUAUUUAGAAGAGCUCGAUCAUGCCGGCCUUGAUAAAUUACAAGGUCUCGUCAGCAUAAAACUAGCGAAUAACAAGCUUACGAGCCUUCCAAGCUACUUUGGAAAAUUUGCCUAUCUGAGGAGUUUGAAUCUAUCCUCCAACAAUUUCCGAGUCUUCCCUGAGUUUCUUGGAGAUCUCAAGAGCUUAGUGGAUCUCGAUAUCAGCUUCAACAAUAUUGCCGAGCUGCCUUGCAUUGGCAAGUUGUCGACCCUUGAGCGCCUUUGGAUGACAAACAACGUAUUGAGGGGCACCCUGGACGAAUCAUUCAAAGAUCUUGUGAAUGUGAAGGAGAUCGAUGCGAGGUUCAAUGAAAUAACCAAUAUUGACAACCUAUCGUAUGUGCCACGCUUGGAGCAGUUGCACGUUGGUCACAACGCGAUUUCAAAAUUCAAAGGCUCAUUCCCGAAGCUGCGAGCAUUGCUUCUUGACCAUUGCCCUAUCACUCAGUUUGACAUUGAUGCUCCGACGCCUACUCUCACAUUGCUCAAUAUAGCUUCCGCAAAGUUGGUCCAGCUUCGGGAUACCCUGUUCGAGAACGUACCAAAUUUGACCAAACUCAUACUUGACAAGAAUCAUUUCGUGUCCAUGUCGUCCCACAUCGGCAAACUCCGUAAACUUGAGCACUUCAGCAUGAUCAAGAACCCACUCGACGCGCUUCCUGCCACAUUUGGGUGUCUAACCGAACUCAGAUACCUCAACCUUCGGGAGUGUAAUCUGAGCCGAUUGCCCCCAGAGCUUUGGAAUUGCAACAAACUAGAGACACUCAACGUGUCAUCCAAUGUAUUAGACAGCUUUCCAAAGCACGGUACUCCGAUGCCUCAGCUCCCUGGCGAACCGGUGCCUGGCACUCCAGGAACCGCUACACCGACAAAUUACGAAGACCUAGCAGCUGACGACCAAGAUGGUCGUCGUCCAAGCCAGACCUCAGGUACCGUUCUUAGCACUGGAGGCUCACCAAACGGCAGUGGAGCAUACCGAAAGCCCUCAGUCGCGUCAUCCCUAAGCCAAGGCGGCAGAAAAGUUUCCACAGCGUCGAGGUCGUUGAAUGAAGGUAGUCCAGCCUCCAGAAAGGACUCGAGUUUCUCAAAUCUCUCCAAUCAAACCUUUGGCGGAUCGCUGAGAAAUUUAUACCUGGCCGAUAAUCGGCUGGAAGAUGACGUCUUCCGCGAAUUAUCGUUACUUACGGAGCUGCGCAUUGUAAACCUCUCGUACAAUGAACUGACCGAGCUACCCCAGGGACUGCUGAAACGUUGGUCCAAUUUGACUGAGCUUUACCUUUCCGGCAAUGAGCUAACGUCACUUCCUUCGGACGACCUCGAGGAAGGUAGCCAGCUCAAGGUUCUUAACAUCAACGCAAAUCGGUUCCAAGUUCUACCAGCAGAACUGUGCAAAGUCAGCAAGCUUUCCAUUCUGGAUGUCGGGAGCAACUCGUUAAAGUACAAUGUAUCGAAUUGGCCGUAUGACUGGAAUUGGAACUGGAACCGAAACCUGAAAUAUCUCAAUUUUUCCGGUAACAAGCGCCUUGAGAUCAAACCGCAUGUUUCUUCCUUACUGGGGCCGCCGAACACUAAUGGCACAGACUUGACCGACUUCAAUUCCCUUACUUAUCUGCGCGUGCUGGGGCUGAUGGACGUUACGCUUACAACUUCCACUAUACCCGAGGAAAAUGAAGACCGCCGCGUGAGAACAUCUGCAUCACUAGCCGGCUUUCUUGCUUAUGGUAUGGCCGACUUUCUCGGCAAAAGUGACCAUCUAUCAAUCAUUGACAUGAUUGUGCCACGGUUAAAGCCAGACAACGUGGAAACGGUUGUGGGGAUGUUUGAUGGGACAAGUCAAUCCACUGGAGGUUCUAAGGUCGCCAAGUUUUUGCACGAAAAUUACCUUCGCACCUUUUCGACUGAGUUGCGUCGAUUGCGGCGAGAGUUACAGGAGACGCCGUUGGAUGCAUUGCGACGUACGUUCUUAGCGUUGAACAAGAAUAUGGCAGCGUCUUGUUUCAGAUCUACGGAUGACCACGAUGUCCGGCGAUAUAACGAUGAACCUGACACAAAGGCCACGCGGCUUUCCAGAGAUGACGCUGACUCUGGCGCAGUUGCCACUGUACUGUACCUGCAUAACAUGGAUCUAUUCGUCGCCAAUGUAGGCGAUGCACAGGCAAUUCUUGUUAAAUCUGACGGUUCGCUAAGACACUUGACCCGAACACACGACCCCGCCGAACCUCAUGAAAGAGCAAGGAUUCGAGCUGGUGGAGGUUAUGUCUCCCGCCAGGGAAAGCUUAACGAUGUUCUUUCUGUGUCGAGAACCUUUGGACAUUUUCAUCUGAUGCCCUCCGUCAUCGCGGCUCCUCAUACUAUGCAUGUCAAUUUAACCGAGCAAGAUGAAAUGAUCAUCUUAGCGUCAAGGGAACUAUGGGACUACGUAACACCAGACCUGGUUGUUGACGUGACACGGGCUGAGAGGAGAGACCUAAUGAUCGCAGCCCAAAAAUAA